Oncorhynchus nerka (sockeye salmon) is the source of this 8402-nucleotide messenger RNA. RefSeq names its product platelet-derived growth factor receptor beta-like. Gene Ontology annotation, cellular component: signaling receptor complex; plasma membrane. The coding region runs from base 599 to 3865 and encodes 1088 amino acids. The transcript is spliced from 24 exons. Gene Ontology annotation, biological process: cell chemotaxis; multicellular organism development; positive regulation of kinase activity. Gene Ontology annotation, molecular function: platelet-derived growth factor binding; ATP binding; platelet-derived growth factor beta-receptor activity. Lineage: Eukaryota; Metazoa; Chordata; Actinopteri; Salmoniformes; Salmonidae. The record is from RefSeq and is a predicted model, not a curated record.
UCACAUCCUGAGAAGGAAAAGGAAAAAGAAGGGCUGAAAAGCCAAGAUUGAAAACAGAUAUAGAGCUUGGACCCUCAAAGAAAGGCAGCAGCCAUUCUCUUUUCUCGCUCUUUAUCGGAAUGGAAUGAUAUUGACUUUACAAGGCAAUAAUAGACUUCCGCCAGUGGAUAAGAUAUUUAUUUUGUAUUGAUUUGUUUGUCCUUUUGUAGUAAGAACGGACAUUCUAGCCAGAAUGCUGUCCUGUUCAAGGAGGAGGAACUGUUUACCCUAAUGGCUUCAAGAGAAUUGUUGUGUAUUGUUUACUUCCCAUACACCCACUCUUCUAAAGCAUGCGCCAGACGGAAGGUUUCCACCCAUAUAUCCCUGCAAAUUGAAGGAGCUCGCUCAACAUCAAAAAUCAAGGACUUCUCUCCAACUCAGAAAGGAUACGAGAAAUCAUACUAGUCAACAGACACGACAGGGUGGUGAAAAAUGUGGAGAGGAACUCUCCCAAGACAUACUGUAGCUGGGAAGGACAUUAACUUCACUUGCUGAGGAUCACGAUAGCUGCCUGAAGGGUCUUGUAGCAGAGAGAGUGUUAUCAAUUCACACUGGCACUAUGGAGUUGGGCUUGGCAAAGUCUCUGCCUUUGGUGGCCAUCUUUACAGUGCUGCUGCAGUUUUGUCCAGAGGUCUUCAGUCUGGAGCUCAGCCCCAGUGAGAAGGAGGUCAUACUGAGCACCAACUCCUCCUUCACGGUGGUCUGUUCUGGUUGGAGCAAGGUGACCUGGAAGUCUCCCCACGACCCCAGCCUGGAGGGAGUGGCUGUGGAGGACAGGGGAACCACCAGUGUGCUGGUCCUCCACAACGUCACCUGGAGGCACUCUGGGAACUAUAUCUGUGAAGAGCCCUUUACAGAGGAGGCCAAGGACAUAUCAGUGUUUGUACCAGACCCUGAGGAGUGGUUUCUUCCCCUGCAGCAAGCAGUAGUGAUGAAGGAGGGAGAGGAAGGUACCAUUCCCUGCGUGGUGACUGACCCUGGCAUUAACGUGACCCUGUACGAGAGGGCCAGCAAGGCCCGUGUGGAGGGAACAUACCACCCCAGUAAAGGGUUCACCGCCAUCCUGAAAGACAGCUCCUACAUCUGCCGAGGUGCCAUGAACGGAGAGGAGAAGGCGUCCCAGGUGUAUUAUGUCUACAGCAUUGUGGUCCCCAAAUCCAUGAACGCCUUCAUGACACUCUCAAAGACGGUGCUGAAACAAGGCGAGGCCUUAAUGGUUAAUUGUACUGUAGAAGAAGCAGAGAUGGUUUACUUCGAAUGGGAUUUUCCUCGUAAAGAGACAUUUGAGCCACUGACAGACUUUCUAUCGGAGAUUAGAAUCCGCUCCUUCUUGAACAUCUCCAGUGUUACUCUGGAGGACUCUGGCCAGUACAUCUGCCGAGUGCAGCACCCUUUUUCCGGAAAGUCAGCCAUGGAUAAUCUCACUGUCACUGUUCUGGAACGGGGCUUUGUGGAUUUAGAACCCUCCAUCAACAUCAAUGUUUCAGCGCUGCAGUAUCAGAGCGUUGCGCUCACAGUGCAGAUCGAAGCGUUUCCCAAACCUCAGGUGCUCUGGACCAGAGACAACACCACCCUUACUGGGGAAACUGUAUCCAUUGACACCAGAGAGGUGCAUGAGACCAGUUACCUCAGUACUCUGACCUUGGUAAGGGUCCGGAUGGAACAGAGGGGGCUCUACACUGUCCAGGUGGCCAAUGAAGACGACGUCAAGGAGAUAACCUUUGAUCUUCAAGUCAAGUCUUCCCCGAAGAUAACAGAUUUGUCUGACCAGCACAUAGACCAGGGCCACGGAGUGCUCUGUGUCACAGAGGGGGUCCCCACACCCACCGUCCACUGGUACAGCUGUGAAAGCAUUGGAAAAUGCAGUAAUAAGACCACAGCAUGGAAGUCUCUGUCGGCUGACCAAGAGAACGUCAGCAUCCAGAUGAACGUCAGCUACAUCGAGGCCUCAGGGGUCAACCAAGUCCGCAGCCUUUUGACCUUCCAGACCAUGGGGGGUAUUACAUCAGUACGCUGUGAAGCCCGCAACGAGAGAGGGCGCAGGGCCUGGGACAUCAAACUGGUCUCGAACUCUCUGUUCUCCCAGGUGGCUGUCUUGGCUGCAGUGUUAGCCCUGGUGGUCAUUGCCGUCAUCUUCCUCAUCAUCCUCAUCGCCCUUUGGAGAAAGAAGCCCCGGUAUGAGAUCCGUUGGAAGGUGAUCGAGUCAGUGAGCUCAGAUGGCCAUAAGUACACCUACAUGGACCCCAUGCACCUGCCAUAUGACUGUGUAUGGGAGGUUCCCCGGGAUAGCCUGGUCCUGGGUCACACUCUGGGUUCUGGAGCAUUUGGGAGGGUCGUGGAGGCCACAGCCUAUGGCCUUGGUCACUCUCAGUCCACCACCAAAGUGGCUGUGAAGAUGCUCAAGUCCACAGCAAGGACAAGUGAGACUCAGGCUCUGAUAUCUGAGCUGAAGAUAAUGAGUCACCUUGGGCCCCAUCUAAACAUCGUCAACCUACUGGGGGCUUGUACGAAACGAGGUCCCAUUUACCUCAUAACUGAGUACUGUUGCUAUGGUGACCUGGUUGACUACCUUCACCGCAACAAGCAUACCUUCCUGCAGUACUACGCAGACAAAAACCGCAGGGAUGCUGAUAUGUGCAGGAACAGCACAGAGAGUACAGUCCAAAUCCAGGGAAAAAGUGAGUGUGAUGGGGGUUACAUGGACAUGACCAAGGAAGAUUCUUUAAAUUAUGUCCCAAUGCAAGAGCUGAGUGACAACAUCAAGUAUGCAGACAUCGAGACUUCAGUCAAUGAGACACCCUACCAUCAGGACAACAACUACCAAGGACAAGGCCAAGAGAGAGCAGACGUCGCGUUGUCUAUCAGUGACUCCCCAAUUCUGAGCUACACAGAUCUGGUGGGCUUUAGCUACCAAGUGGCUAAGGGCAUGGACUUCCUGGCAUCCAAGAAUUGUGUUCAUCGUGACCUGGCUGCCAGAAAUGUUCUCAUCUGCGAGGGAAAGCUGGUGAAGAUCUGUGAUUUUGGCCUGGCCCGUGAUGUCAUGAACGACUCCAACUACAUAGCCAAAGGCAAAACAUUCCUGCCACUGAAGUGGAUGGCUCCAGAGAGUAUCUUCCAGAACCUCUACACAACCUUGAGCGAUGUUUGGUCUUUUGGCAUUCUGCUUUCAGAGAUCUUUACUCUAGGAGGAACGCCCUAUCCUGACAUUCCCAUGAAUGAACAGUUCUACACUGCCUUGAAGAGAGGCUACAGGAUGCCUAAACCUGCUCAUGCUACAGACGAGAUCUAUGAUAUCAUGUGCAAGUGUUGGGAUGAGAAAUUCAAGAAGAGGCCACUCUUCUCCUCUCUGGUUAAUUUGACGGGAAACCUGCUGACCGAUGCUUACAAAAAGAAAUACACCCAGGUGAAUGAGAGCUUUCUGAAGAGCGACCACCAUGCUGCAAUCAGGUCCAAACCUAUACCAGCAGGGAACCCGGCUGUGUCUUCAGAUGACCACUCCUCAGGGGAUCGAACGGGUCAGGAGACAGGGGAGAUAGAGGAGACUGGGACGGAGGCUGGCCCCUCCCAGACUGACUACAUAAUCGCCAUCCCAGAUAUCCAUGUAGCCGAAGAGGCAGAAGCAGGUGGUGAGGUGCUGGACACCGCCACACAGAGUACAUUAAGUCCUCCAAACACAACCGACCAGGCUGAUACAGCCUCCCUGGAUGGACCAGAAGCACCCCAAGAAGAAUCAGUACCCACAGAGGAACCGGUGCUUGCCCCCACGCAAGAAGACAAGCUCCCCCAGUCUCCAUGUACCCCUGAAGUGGAGGAGAGUUUCCUGUAGCCCCUCAUUAGAGGGCUGAAGUUAGAGGUGUCUACUGUAUAAGGACAAUGUUGUACAUGACAAUGUGUGUUGCUAGUUAAACACUAAUGUUGUAGGCCCUUUUAGGAAACAUUAUAUCGUUAUUAUUUUUGUAUAUUGGUAAUAUACUGUAUAUCUUUCAGGUACUUUUCCCCUUGUAAUGCUAUGAUUCACAAAAAAAGCAUCAGCAGUUUGACACAUGGCAAUGUUAUAUACAAAUGUAAUCAAAUUGAAGUUGUCAAACUGUAAAGAAAAGUAUAUUUGGCAUGGGAAUACAUUUAAUUUCAAUCAUUAAAAAAGUAUAAUUUAAAGAGUAUGUAAGCUUGCAGUAAUGCACCUCAUAUUUGCACUUCUCAUUCUCAAUUUUAGACAAAAUAAUGCUUUGAAAAAGCGAUUAAAUAAAUUGAGGCAUACAUUUUGGGACUAUUAAAUGAAUGAUAUAUACCCAUUGAUUCUCGAAGAAUAUAACUUAUAAAUGCCUGCUUAGCUUAACUGUCCUACCCCAUCAGAACCCAACAUAUAAACUUGCUUUAACUCCACUGUUUGUAAACAAUGGGAUUGUAAACAAACACUGUAACAAACACUGCCUCGAAACAUGGGCUCAAAUUCAAUCAGAUCAAGCCUUAACUUGCGAUAGCAGACAGCUGCAUAGGAUGCUUUGGCGGUGUUGGAACUGCACUGGAGCGAUCAAAUCAGUCAGCAGCUGCUCUUGCGAUCAUUGUAACGAAGCAACACACGCCCCACUCGCGUUAGAAGUGUAGGCUAUCUAGAACCUAAAAGGGUUAUUUGGCUGUUCCCAUAGGAGAACCUUUUGAACAACCCUUUUUGUUGUCAGGUAGAACCCUUUUUGUUGUCAUUCAUAUUCCAUUCACCCAGUUCAACGUAACAUCGAUAAGUUUAGGCUACUACAUGAUACUCUAAUUUUCCCUGUACCCAUCAUGAGUUUGCUAAAAACCUAGCCUAUGAAUGAGUUUAAAACAUAGGCGCGCACAAGUCGAGAGAAAUUUGAGUAAUCAAGGUGACAGACAGUGACACAUUCAUCCGCCUUGCACAAUCUUGCCUGCAUCUGGCUGAUCUGGGGUGUGAUCAUUAGUCCAACAGUUGCAAACUAUUGGACCAAUUCAGUUAAUGUUUAUCCCCAUUUCAGCUUUUCUUUUCAACAGAAUGGGCAGAAUGAAUACACCCCUGAUCACACUCAAACAGUUCAAUUUCAUAGCAGCCACAUACAAACAGCAUGAUCCCUUUAAUCGUUGUAGAAUUCCUUCGCUUGUGGACUUCAGUGCACAACAUAACAGCUGUUCUGUGACCAGGCGAAAAAAACACAGACUACAUCUUUGUCACCAUAUUAUCUAAUGUCAAGUCAACAGAGCUACUAGAACUAAUGCGUUAAUAAACCCACUACAUUGCCGUACAGUUAGCAAGCAGUUUAGCCGUUACAUUGGCGGCCCCGGUGGCAAUAAAUUAAUCAAACCAAAAGCUUACCUUGACUUGGAAGAGAUCCACUGUUGGAUAGCCAUAGUCAGCUAGGUAACAUAGCAUCCAUCUCUGUUUGAGCCGGGUGUUUGAGUAGGCUAAACUAGCUAGCUGCAUUCCCUAGCUAAGAAAGUGAAAGUGAAAAAAACAAAAUAUAGCUCUCCCUCUCUUUGAUCUUCAUUUUUGAAGAAAUGUAUUCGUUCUGUAAAUGUAACUGUUCAACUAUUGUCUUUCUCUCUCUUUCAGUCAACUACUCACCACAUUUUAUGCACUGCAGUGCUAGCUAGCUGGGCUUAUGCUUUCAAUACUAGAUUCAUUCUCUGAUCCUUUGAUUGGGUGAACAACAUGUCAGUUCAUGCUGCAAGAGCUCUGAUAGGUCAGAGGACAUCCUCCAGAAGUUGUCAUAAUUACUGUGUAAGUCUAUGGAAGGGGGUGAGAACCAUGAGCCUCCUAGGUUUUGUAUUGAAGUCAAUGUACCCAGAGGAGAAUGGACACUAGCUGUCCUCCGGUUACACCCCCCGUGGUGUUAACCUACAGAGUGCUGUUGAGGCUACUGUAGACGUUGAUUGCAAAACAGUGUGUUUUAAACAAUUGUUUGGUGACGUGAAUAUUUUAGCAUAGUUUUAUCUAAAAAGGAUAACUUUCUUAAUGUUUCACCAAAAAAUAAUAUUCUGAAGUUCACUGAGGAUGGUUCUCUGAGGACCCUCCACUGCUUUCCACAGAGGGUUCCACAUGAAGCCCAAUAGAGUUCUACCAGGAACCAAAAAAGGUUCUACCUGGAGCCAAAAAAGGGUUCUCCUAUCGGCACAGCUGGAAAAACGCCAAUUUCAGCAACGCUCCCCAAUAAUGCCAAAAUCCUUUUUUUCUGAGAGUACAUAGAAAUCAUUUUGCCCAAAUUGAAAAAUCAUUCAACAAAAUAGAGGAUUCAAAUUAUCUUAAUUGAGGUGUAAAAUUACAUCACAAAUUCCAGUGUUCGAACUUGUAAACAAUGCUGCAUGGGUGUUCUUUUAAUGUGACUCCGUGCAGCCAAUGGCAAUGUCCGCCUUAGGUAUAAUGCCAGGAGCCGCUUGUGGAUUUGACAGCUCUAAAGCGUCCACAUAUACAGUGCCUUCGGAAAGUAUUCAGACCCCUUGACUUUUUCCAAAUUGUGUUAUGUUACAGCCUUCCACAAUGGAUUAAAUAGAUAAAAAUCUGCAGAAAACCUACACACACAUCCCCCCAUAAUGACAAAAUGAAAACAGGUUUUUAGAAUUGUUUUGCACAAUUAACAAAAAAACACUGAAAUACCUUAUUUACAUAAGUAUUCAGACCCUAUGAAACUCAAAAUUGAGCUCACGUGCAUUCUGUUUCCAUUGGUCAUCUUUGAGAUGUUUCUACAACUUGGUUGGAGUCAACCUGUGGUGAAUUCAAUUGAUUGGACAUUAUUUGGAAAGGCACACACCUGUCUAUAUAUCCACAGUUAACAGUGCAUGUCAGAGCAAAAACCAAGCCACGCGGUCUAAAUAAUUGUCCGUAGAGAUCCGAGACAGGAUUGUGUCGAGGUAUUUCAGUUUUACAUUUUUAUAAAUUUACAAACAUUUCUAACAACAUAUUUUUGCUUUGUCAUCAUGGGGUAUUGUGCAUAAAUUGAUGAGGAUUUUUAUUUAUUUAAUGCAUUUUAGAAUAAGGCUGUAACGUCACAAAAUGUAGAAAAAGUCAAGGGGUCUGAAUACUUUCCGAUUGCACUGUAUAUAAGCAAACUGUUUGGACUGGGAAGCAAAUGGUAAGCUUAACAUAGUUCCACCUCAGACACCGCCAAAGCAGCUGCCUUGUGGAUGUCGUUCCAUCCGUAGCUCUGUCUAUGAAUUUGAGAGGGGUUGCAUUUCUCCAGCCCCAUCCCUCAGCUGUUUGCCCAAAACAGGGGCAGGGUGACGGCUUUGUUAUUGUUUGAACUGCAGAUUCCCCCCUUAAGCACUACAUCUCAUUCCUUCCAAGGGUUCUCAUGUGGUCAGGGUUGUUCCAUCAGGUUUCAUCAGCAUAUUACAAGGUACUGAUUGUAAAUGCCCGAAUUAAUUUGUGAUGUUACAUUUUUCAUCAAUAGUAUAUAUACAUUGUGCCUAAUCUGUUUGUCUGGCUAGAGUACUGUCUUGUACAAAAUGCUGUUGAAUUUCCAACUCUAUAUUGAAAGGUCUGUGGCAUGUAUCCUUGAGUGUUAACUCGGACACAUUGAAAGGGCAGUUGAUACUUUACAUGCAAUUUAUUGAGCUGUACUAAAUGACUUAGUUUUAAUGUUGUUUUAAUGAUUUUUCAUGUGGUUUAAUUUCAAAUGAAGUGCCUUUAUUGUUAACAUUUUCUUCAUAAUCUUUCAAUUUGUACUCUCUGUAUGGUAUCAUUCGUAUACAGUCUGUAAUGUAUGGUACCUCUAUAUCAAAGCAAUGAUAGUAUAUUCUUAUUUAUAAACUGGGUAGGUUCCUGUAUGCUGAUUGGCUGAAAGCCGUGGUAUAUCAGACAAUAUACCACAGAUAUGAUGCAAAAUUACUUUGAAUUAUUUUUGUAACCAGUUUAUAAUAGCAAUACGGCGCCUCGGGGGUUUGUGGUAUAUGACCAUUAUACCAGGCUAAGGGGCUAUAUCCAAGCCCUCCACAUUGUGUUGUGCAUAAGAACAACCCUUUGCCAUGGUAUAUUGGCCAUAUACCACACCUCCUCGGGGCUUAUUGCUUAAAUAUACACUUUUCAUUACUGUAACCAGGGCUGGCAAAACAUGUAUGUGUUCCCUGUUCUGUUAGGUAUCUAAAUUGUAAAUAAUAGUAAGAUGGAAAGGCAAACGGCAGAGGGAUGUUUGAAAAAUAUUGCCGAUAUCUAAACAUCUUAGACGGGAAAAAAGGUGCACAUUUCUAUUUUUAAUGAACUCCAUACGUUAAUUGAGAUGCAUACAUUGCUACACAACAAAUGCACUGCGAGUUUUUUUUAAAGGCAUUUGCUUGCAUAUUUUGUUAUAUCCGUUAAAAUUAAUAAUGGGCAGCCCAUUCUACUGUACAUGCAAUAAAGAUGUUCACUAUUAUUUCCA